Molecule: messenger RNA, 12830 nt
Organism: Calidris pugnax (ruff)
Lineage: Eukaryota; Metazoa; Chordata; Aves; Charadriiformes; Scolopacidae
Gene: LDLRAD4
Product: low density lipoprotein receptor class A domain containing 4
Exons: 7
Coding region: 2224-3102 (292 amino acids)
Biological process (GO): negative regulation of transforming growth factor beta receptor signaling pathway
Cellular component (GO): early endosome membrane; Golgi membrane
Molecular function (GO): R-SMAD binding
Source: RefSeq, a predicted model, not a curated record
GAGUAUGUGCAUGCCCCGUUUCUGAACGGUGUGCCAGGUCUCCGUCCUGUGGGUGGGUAGGUAGGUAGGCGAAGGUUAUGGUUUGAUACCGUUGUAUGCGGGUUUAGAUGGGCUAAAGAAUAAACAGGAAGCAGGCAAAACGCAAAACUUAACUUUUUGUUUUUUUAAAAAUAAAUCUUAAAUGAACACCCAAAACAAUAAAGGUUUUAGAGGGACUUUGUUGUUCAGAACCUUUCCUGAGUAGCAAGUGAUGGAUGGUUGCGUAAAAGAACAGAAAUCUGGUGAAUAAUUAUAUGGCUCUAGAAAUAAUGUUUGGUGUUAUGAAAGUUUAUCGAUCCAAGACACCACCAUCGUCUUGUCAGGAAGGAAAACUGAAGAGAUUUGUCUCUUACAAACAAAAAACUCUUGCAUUGAAGUGGUUUUGGACCAGAAAGGUGCACCACGUAACAUGAAGAGUGAAGUGUCUGCAGCAUUGUAGAUCUGAAGCUAGCCAAAAAGAGUGAGAGGUUUUGCCAGAAAGAAAGCCCGAGGGGCAAUUACUGGUAGGCAUAGGUGAGGUAAGAAUAUAGAUGCUGCCCAAGUACAGCGAUGUACCUUUCUGGAAAGUGUUUUUUGGUUUUCAUCCUUCAACCCUUGAGUAGUGUUGAUUAGACCAAACUUCUGUUCUUCCUUCCAGUUUCAUUUCUAGGGCAAUGUUUUAAGAAAUCUGCUUUUUGCAGUGAUCCAGAGAUGUUUAAGUAAUGUCUGAUGCACUGUUGAGAGGAAUUCAAUAACUGUGUGUGGUGCACACGUGUAUAGUUCCACUAAUGAGAAUAUAAAUAUUAUGGCUUCGUGGCUGUAAAUAAAAGGGGAAGUUUUGCUGGAAAACCAGUGCACUGGUGGGAGGCAGUCUAAGCAACAUCCCCUCGUCUGUGUUAGCUGAAAUAGUGAUGGUACUUUGAACAUCUAGAUCUGUACUGGUGUUCUAGCACCAGGUAUUAAGUUACUGUGAUACAUAAAGCAACUAGCGUGAGGAGAACAUAAAUUGGAAUGCAUCGACUAUAUGCAGUUACAUAUAGCAGGAAAAAUACAUCUUUUUUUAUAUAUUCUGUCUUUAUAGUAGCAUAUUAAAUUCUGGAUCUUCGGUAUGUGAAGAUGAUUGUUGCAUACACAUAAGGCAUGUCAGUAUUCUCCAGUAAAUUCAGAUUGCCUGUGCGGGCCUAAAUGAUGAUAAAUGUAUAACGCAGAAUGAGUUAACAGUGUGAGACAGUGCAUUUCAGACCAUUGGUUUACGUUAAUUGAAACGUUGCAGGCACUAGGUAACGUUUGACUGAUGAAGUUUGAAUUCAGUCUUCAGCAUCUUAGACUUGUUACAAGAAAACUUGGGGAAGUAGAGAGAAAUUGGGACUCAGAAUUCUGAGGCACAGUUGUGUUAAGUUUGGGAAGAUUAAAACUAUUGAAUGGUAGCUUAACCUGAGAAUUUAGAACUAACCUGUCCCUUUGUUAUUUUUACAUAGAUAAAAUGCUGCUUUCUCUGCAUAGGACAUUGAAGCUGCCCUACGGUACUCUGUCUAGUGGCUGCUGCCCAUCCAUCAAGAACUGGUAGUAUUUGAGUGGCGCUGUCUAAAGUAAUUUGGAAUACUUUCAGGAUGUGAUGUGCCAGAAAGAAGUAAAUGACUACUGAAAUAAUAAAAAGAUAACACUCAGUAUUCACAACUAGAAGGAAAAGGAAGAAUCUCCUGACUCUGUGGACAUCAAAGAUAUCAUUAUGUUUAUUGGAUGAGCUUGAACUAGACAAGACUUCUUUUCGAAACAGUUCAGAAAGUGAGCGUGCCUGAGGGGAGAGGAACACAAGGGAGGAGAGACAAUUGAACAUCACCAUUGGCCGAGACCUGAAAAAAUGGUGCUGGAUGAACAAAGGAUUAGAACUUAAUUGUGAAAGGGAAAUAAAGUCUUGGCAGGCGAUUUGCUUCAUUUCCGCAUUCAUCAUGGCCCAAAUCCUCUGGCUGGCUGGUUGAUGGGACUGUCCAACGCUUCCUGCUUGGAUUCGGUUCAGAUCCCCUCUGUCUACAGAUUGAAAAACCUGGGAUCAGGUAGGAACUGGAUGGUGCCAAAUACAGGGAUGGAAAGAGAAAUGGACUCUGGCGAGCUAAGAUGGAAGUGACUUGACAGCUCCAAGCUCAGCAGUUGUCUCCAGUAAGGACAGGUUAAGACGGGAAUCUCAAGCUUCACUGGGAGAGCAGUAUGCAGGAAGCUGGUUUUCAGGCCACAAAUGCUUUCACAGAGUGCAAAUUCACCUGCGCCAGUGGUAAAUGCUUGUAUCUUGGUUCAUUGAUUUGUAACCAACAGAAUGACUGUGGGGAUAACAGUGAUGAAGAGAACUGUCUGCUUGUAACAGAGCAUCCACCUCCAGGCAUCUUUAGCUCUGAACUGGAGUUUGUGCAAAUCAUCAUUAUAAUUGUGGUUAUAACUGUUAUGGUGGUAGUGAUCAUCUGCUUGUUGAACCAUUACAAACUCUCGACACGCUCCUUUAUCAACCGACAGAGCCAAAGCAGAAGACAGGAAGAAACUUUGCAGACGAUCAUGUAUGCUCCAAGGUCCAGGGACAGGUUUACCGCCCCAUCUUUUAUGCAGCGGGACCGUUUCAGUCGCUUCCAGCCCACUUACCCUUACAUGCAGCAUGAGAUCGACCUUCCUCCCACCAUCUCCCUCUCGGACGGGGAAGAGCCGCCGCCGUACCAAGGCCCCUGCACCCUGCAGCUCCGGGACCCGGAACAGCAGAUGGAGCUCAACCGGGAAUCUGUCCGGGCACCACCCAACCGAACCAUUUUUGAUAGCGACUUGAUAGACAUCUCCAUGUACAAUGGGGGCCCCUGCCCACCCAGCAGCAAUUCGGGCAUAAGUGCAACCAACUAUAGCAGUAACGGAAGGAUGGAAGGACCACCCCCGACGUACAGUGAGGUCAUGGGGCAUUACCCAGGCUCCUCUUUUUUCCAUCACCAGCACAGCAACGCGCCUCCUUCCUCGCAGAGGGGGAGCAGACUUCAGUUUCAGCAGAACACUUCAGAGAGCACAAUAGUCCCCAGCAAAGGCCAAGACCGGAAACCAGGGAACCUGGUGUAAGGCGCUCGCCCAGGUGCGUUUGGACUGAAGAGGAGGGACUGAAGCAGAGCGGUGGAGGAAGGACCCCCAUGCUCCGGUGCACAAUGUUGUUAACGUUUCACGUGGUACAACUUAGUAAAACCAAACGUGCAAACCAGUUCUUUGUUUCUGAUUCCUUUCAGGGGAAUUGCAUGCAAAGCAGAUGGAAAGAAAUACAAACUUCCAUUCAGUUUGUCUACGAGCAGUGUUUCAGGGGAGAGGGGGGGGAUAUAUUAUUUUUUUUUUUAAUAAACUAUUUCAAUUAUUUAAUUGUAAAAGUUAACUUAGCACAGAAAUGAGGCUUGUACAGCCUGUUUUAUACUCACUGAAUGGCAGAAGGAAGAAGGUGGUUUUGCUAGAUAAAUGGGGGAAGAAUUGGCCAGUUUGCUUUUUUUUUUCUCCCAGGGUGUGGAUUUUUUUUUUUUUUAAUAUGAAACAAAAUUCCUGUUUUGUGUGCCAAGGUAUAAAGUUGAGAACUUAGAUGAAUGCAAGGAAUUAAUUUGUGUUGUGAUAAAUGUGUUUUUAAAAGUUGCACUAUCUUAAUGUUUAAAAAAAAAUAUAUAUGAGGGAACUGUUUUAUGUGAAGUUCUUCUAUAUGUUGUCUUUUCACCUGUGGAAUAGAGUCCCAGAAGUAAUCUGGAGGAGUUUGCCUCCCUCCCCCCGGGUUUGCUAGAAAAAGGGGACAGGACUUAGCCUAACAUCUCUUGACUUUUACAAAUCAAGAAAUACAGGGACACUCGUCUUUGCAAUAAUUUGCAUUCAAAUAACAGUGCAUCAAUGAAGUGUCUUGGAGACUUUUGGAUGGAAGACGGCAAAUACGAAAUCCCAGCAUUUUCCACCACUUAGGGUUUAGCUGUUUUGCAGUGUAGACUAUUUGUUUCGUAAACAGCAAAACGAAAUCCCAGAUGUGUUAAUUUGUAUUGAUUCUUACUAAGUGCUGCCAUUCUUUUCCUUUUCAUAACGCAGUAACACCAGUACUGACAGUUUUAGAGAUUUUUGUCCUCACUGUAGCCUGAAAUGUAUUUAGUUACAUAUCAUGACAUUAUGCAAUAAAUUGUUUAAAAAUGCAAGGUGGGUUUUUUCCCCUGCAAUGCUGUUAAAGUACGUGAGACUCUUGUGCUUCUCGCUCCCCAUUCCGUCGGUUAGAUACUGCAGCUCAGUCCCGGAGAUCCAUCCCGUUGAAGUGAAGGGGCCCCCGUAGCUCUCACCCCCCGUGCAGUUUGCGCAGCGGUACCGAGAGCGCUCGUGACCGUGGUGCUGGCUUCUCUGGCGUCCCUGGCAGUGACCGGUUAUUCUCACCACGAACCAUGUUUGCUCUGGGCCCUGCUGUGGAAACCCUCCUCCGUGCGUGUCGUAGGGCUGAGGCCAGCAGGAGCUCUGCUCAUGGGUAAAGGUGACUCGCCUGUUAACUGUCUGUAAGCCCUAGUUUUGCCACGCUGGUCUUCAGAGUAGUUGGAAAGUGAUAACCUGGCUGUGAGGUGGCCCGUGGGGCGUUUCUUCCCUGGCUGUUUCAUGGGGGGGUUGGCCAAUGGUGGUAGUGGCAUCACAAGCACAUGAAAAAGCACAACUUGCACUUAAAAUGCAUUUCGGAAAUGGACUUAAAGUAAGAACCUUUAGAGUCUUAGCUCAAAUAGUUUCUAAUAUACGUGUACAAGUACGUCAUAGACCUUUCCACUUUACGAUCUUUCACUUCUUUCUGUUCUGUUAAGCCUUGUGCUUGGCUGGGGGCAGCAGCCCUGGGGGUGCUGUGGGGGCUGCGUUGCCCGAGCGCCUGGUCCCGUGGCUGGAGGCUGGAUUUCUGCAGGACUUCUGUGCCCCGGGGGCUCGGAUAACUGAAGUGCAUCUUUGAUCUAUGCAGAGUUUUAAUGCCAAAACAGUAUGCGUGUCUGUGUGCGUGUGUUUUACGGGCCUCAGCGUAGAUUAUUUUCUUCAUAAGGCAGUUGGGUUUUAUUCUAGUUUAGAACACGUUUGUGUAACCGUUAGUCUGAAUAUGCACCCUCAUUUGUCUCUGUAAUUGUUUUUUUGGUCUGAGUCACGCUGGUGAUGCAGAGCAAAGCUGCCUUUUAAUUUAUGUGUUAUUUGAAGAGAGAGAUUGUAUGAUGGGAUUCACUUAUUUUGUUUCCACUCGGGCUCAGAGGAGAGGUGUUUAGGAGAUGACUAGGUGGCUAUCAGUCAUGUCUGGUUCCUGGGAAUAUAAGCUGUGAAAUUAGAUUUUUGCAAACAACCUAUUAACAUAUUUCUUAGUUUAAAAAGCAAAACAAAACAAGAGCAGAAGACAAAACUAGCAAAUACUGGUAUUGUUCUUCAGUGACUUUUGUUGUCCUUCAGAAGUGAGCUUUUAGGUCGGAGAAAGUGUGUGCCUACACAAAUAAUUUGCUGUUGCCUAAAUGAGGAUUAUUUAGCCGAGAAGCCUUUAGGUAAGAACAGCUGGAACUCAGUUGUCAUGGCAGAGCACACCUGGACUGGGCCCUGGGCUUUGGCCAGUUGAGUACCAACUUUUCCCCAUGCACAGAUGUCAACAAAGUGAGCCUUGAAGUUGUCUUCAGAGUCACCUCUUGGGAAGGUGCUUUCUUUGAAGACAGCCCUUUGCCAUCUUUUGCCAUCGCUGCAUGUCAGUGGAGUUACACACUUCCCAUUAACAUCAUCUGCUGAUUGACGCGUGCGCUGUUGUCUCUUAAUUUUUCUUUGUGUGGAAAAUGUAACCUGUUCCAGUUCUGUAGAAAAGAUUUGUUUAAAAAGAACUUGGUAUUUGCUCAACUAAUGGCUGCGUUUCCUCUUGCAUCUUCUCUUUCUCAUCACUUUCUGCUGUCCAAAGCUGAUGUGCAGCCAGUAGACCUGUCGGCUCUGAAAGCAUAGUCAGCUGUUGUUUGCUAUAGGUGAGCUUGCAAUCUGCUGCUGUUGGUUUGGGGGCUCUUACAGGAGUAAAUAAGGUAUUUUCUGAUGAAUAGUAGUGACCUCCAAUGGGAGUCCCACCGGUUGCAACAGUGUGUUUUUCUGUUUUCUUCUUUUGUUGCAGUGAGAGAGAAUGUGCCCUCGCUAACACAACAAAGUGGUAAAAGCAGGAAUAUCAGACUUAGCACUAUCAGUCUGUACAGGCUUAGAAGUGUGAUCUCUGAAGACAGGUAAUUCUAUGAAGCACUUAUGGAAAACUCCCUUUGGAGAUAUCCAAGAUUAAUAAACUGUUCCACAGCCACUCAAAUGAAGCUUUGUAAAUUAUAAAAGAUUUCUGCAAACAUUGUAGAGUUAAUUGUGUAGACUAUACCUCCAUACUGGUUUAUGUGUAUCAUGCACAAACCCUACAUAAUAUGUGUGUGGAGUUUUCUAUAGAAUCAUAGAAUCAUUCAGGUUGGAAGAGACCCUUCUAUGUGAUGGAUCAUAUUAGCCUGAAUUCUGGUUGCAUCUCCUGACCUUUACCCAGUGACCCAUCUUCUCAAAAUUCAGUCCAGUCAUGUCCCCACUCUAGAAAUUUUCAAGUUAAAAGAUUUAUUUUUCAAAUGUACCUUUAAGAAAGGAAGCAUUAUGACCUCUAUCCUACCACAAAUGUUAAUUUUUCCCCCUCUGUGGCUUGGCAUGGCUCCCUUCUUGGUGCUAAGUAUGCCCCAUCUUUGCUCUUUCCCUAUGACCUUGCAGGGCUAGAAAAGGCAGGGGUUUAGUCACAGAAAAGAGAUUUCUCUGCCAGUUUCCCAAUGGAGCACUCAGCUCAGAUUCUGGAUGUACGUGUAGCCUGGUUGUGGUUGGGUUCAUCCCAGGGCUGUACAAGCAGGAUCUUUGUAUGUGAAGCUGCUUUAAAGGUGUAAGUGGGUAAUGAGACGACUUGUACCCAUUGAGCAGAGCCGUGCGCAGGCGCCUUUCCUGGCGUGUGGCACAUAACAGAAUUCAUGGUACUUCACAUAAUAGAUUGGUUUUGUCUGGGAGGACCUAAUUAAGCUACUGAUGAACUCUGCACUUAACACAGUCUCAGUCUGAUAUCACUUUAUUACAGCAUGCUAUUUCCUUGUGAUAGACACGUGUCCCAUGUACAAGUUCUUGAUGGCUAGUGAGGAAGGUAUUUACAUUCCUGCAGUCGUGGAAUCUGCAGGAGCUGUGGGUCAAGCUGUGCUUCAUUUGGCUUUUUAUUAUUGCUUGCCUACUUUUCCCAUCAAUUUGUCCCAGCUGGAAGCUGCUUCUGUUAUCCCAGAAUAAUCCUAAAUAAUACAGUAAUGAAUAAGUAAUGAAUUUUUGCGUUGCAGAAAUAUUAGAAGUGUUGCUGAGUUGUUGGGUUUUUUUCCUGUGAAUGUUCAGGGAAGGGCAAGGAGUGAAAUGACAUUGUUUCUGAAAGAAUGCACUUUCUUUGCAGUAGGGAAGAAAGCCUUGUGCUGCUGGAGAGUCCCAUGCGUAGGCUGUCUGGAAUGGCACUGUCUGGAGCAGUCCUUUCAAGCCCUGCUGGGUAGUGAGAUACUGGACCUUAAAACUGACACUCUGAUCUGGAAGGAAUGUUGGGAUGGUCUGGAGAAAAUUGAUUACUCACCUUUCUCUGACUCUGAGCCCUGAAUGCUCAUGGUAACUAAGGCAACCUGAUUUCUUGGGCAAAGAAAAAGAAAGUAGUAUGCUGGUGAAAGUAGAUAUGCUCCAAAAUUGUUCUUUGGGUUUUUUUCCCUUUCCCUUUCCUUUUUUUUUUUUUUUUCUGACUUCCCCAAAGGAUAAACAAUAGACUUGCUGGUACAUUUGCAGGUAUUUAGAAUUAUUUGUAAGUUCUCUCUUUACCAUUAAGUCAUGUCCAUGCACGUGUGUGUGUAUACAUACCCACAUGUGAACUUGUGCCUGUAUCCACCCCCUGAUUAUCUCCUUAUUAGUCACUGUACCGUAAUCACCUUCCAGAAAUGCUAAAUGUGCUCUCAGGAACAACGACAGGUCAUUUGUCGAACAGCUGGAGGCAUGAGGAAUAUUUGCUUUUCAGUCCUGUAAAUGUCAUGGCCCUGUUUUUAUCAGUAGGGGUGGUUUCUUGCUGUGCAAAGUCUUGCCUGUGACCCGGUGCACUAGUGCAUCUUCCAUCCAACAGCUUUCUCCUUUUCGGUGAGCUUUGAAAAAAAUCCUUGUGCUUUUAGGACAACCCUAAUGUAGACCUCAUGCAUGGAUGUACGGGAAGGAAAUGUACGUCGUGUACUCUGAAUCGCAGAAGCAUGUUUUGUCAAACCUAGCUGAUGUUGGGAACCAAGAGAUCCAUUUGUACGGUGGGUUCAGAUGAAGGCUGGCUUUUGAUUAUGUCUCUGCUUUUUAGAUAAAGGCUGCUGCAAAGAAUUUAAUUACACAUAUCUGGGUUUUGGUUUUUUUCCUGCACUGUGUUGCCUGCUUCCCAACCAGUGUGAUUGUAACUUUUCUCCUAAAUUAGCCCCAAAUGUGUCAAUUGUUUAAGUUCCUGGAGAGGGGUACUCUUAAUGAAUUGACCUGUAGAGGCCUCUUAGAGCAUGGAAAAGUCUCUUGUGAGGUUGUGUUGAACUUACAGGGGUGUCCCGUCCGAAGACUCUGUUCUGUAUGUUUCGUUAGGAAAUUAAAGCUUUGAGAAUUGCCCAGCUGAAAAUGUUGGUUGGUAAGAUUUAUUUAUUUAUUUUUUAAUACUUAAUAUAUUUGCCAGUCUUUGCUCAUCAAUCAGAGGUGCAACUUACCUUCUCACCCACCUCUGAUUGCCGUUGCUAAGCUGGCAAAAGCCCCAUUGGGCACACUUGCACCAGCAAAAAAGGGUCAUUUUCUUGGAUCAGCUCCGCUUGGGGAAUCAGCAGAAGCUGCACCACUAAGUUCAGCCUCCAAAACCAACAUCAGGCCUGCACUGCCUCUUCCCAGCAAACUCAGCUGUAGGUGAUGGCUCGGUUUCCAUGAAGUGCUUUACCAAGGCUAGUCAGUACCACAGCCACACAGUGGGGAAGGCUACUGGUGUCUCCUUGAAAUUGCAGCUGUUUGCAUUAAAUACAUUUCAGGGCUGCUCGUGCAGUUUUUGUAACCGCUCAUGACACUUCUCCUCCUUUCAAACGAGAAAACUGAGCGUGAUUUUGUGUUGAGAAGUGUUGCAAACUCUCCUGGCUCUUACUUCUGCCUUGCUGUUGUCUCUGUUUUAUUUUUAGACUGAACGCAAGCAACCUGGGUAUUGCUAGUGUCCCUUUCCUGCUAGAGAAGAGCUUACCUUUUUAUGUUGGUUAACGAUAAAGAAACAAACUUAUAACCUGGAUACUUCCCCCUUCCCUCCGACAACCACCCUGUGUGUGAUUUCCUGCCGGAGAUGACUCUGUCAUUUCUUUGCUGUAUUGCUGCUGCUGCUGCUGUUUUAAAUGGUUUGGUGUGUGAGCUUUCUGAAACAACGUGGUGUGUGUAGGAUCUCGUGGGUGACAAAAGCUGUCUCUUUUCUUCUUCCUUUCUCUCCUUGGUUUGUGCUUGUCUGUCCGCUGUGGUAGGGUUAUUAAUAAAUUAUAUCCGUCCGUAUUAGAUAUAAUUUUGAGGAGGUUUGCAUGUCAGUAGUUUGUAAGCAACUAAGGUGCCUCAUGUUCAGGUCUGAGCAGAUAGGAAUCCCCUUGCACUUGAGAGGGCCUGAUCCAAAGCCUGGUGAAGUUGGUAGGAAGACUCUUGCUGACUUCAGGGGGCUUUGGAUCAGGCCUUACGCUCCCACCUUUGUUGUGCCUCACUUAAAAUGGUGCUUUUUCAGUUGUCUGUCUUUUUUUGUUUUUUUUUUUUCUUUGUAUGGUGCUGUGUAUAACUUGAAUAUAUUAUGCACAUAUCCUACCCAAUGGGUAGAACAAACAAACAUACAAAAACAAAUAGAAGUUGUUAAUACUGUAAGAUAAUGUAUAGAUGAUACCAAUUUUAACACAAAAAAAAAAACAUGGCAUAGACUUUGUGAAUGCCAACUUCUGUGCUUGGUCCUUUUUUGUAAGAAAAUUUGCAGAUGAAUGCAUACAAAUGACAAAAAGUCUAUGUAUUUUAUUUUCCUAUUAAAUAUCAAUAUAAUAUCACAUAAGGGAAAAAGUUUGAACAAAUCCUUUUUGACUAGCCUGUGUAUAGCAAUUGGUCGUUUGAUGCAUCUUUGCUAUGAAGAUUUGUUUUUUUUUUUAAAUGUGUCACUUUAAGAAAAAGGAAAAAACACAAAACAAAACCUCCACAGCUUUAACCUUGCAAUUAGAUGCUUCUUGUAUUGGUUGUUGCCUUGCUAUUGCUGAGUUGGACCAGUAUUAUUCUUCAGCAGAUAAUGUUAUUUAUUAUCCUUGGUUACCUUUUUUUUUUUUUCCUAACUUAGGAACGGUCUAAAAACUUUCGAAUCUUUUUAUCCACAUCCUAGAUUUGAAGUGAAGCUCAGACUAGUGGGAACUGACCCGAACCAUCCCUGCAAAAUCAAAACUAGGCCAACGAGAGUUUUGUGAGAACAGCCAGCCCUUGCUCUAUGUCCUCUGCUGGUACGCGAUCCUGCCACUGCGAAAACUCUCUGAAGGUUUGGUGUGUAGCUGGGACUGGUGGCAGACCUGUGCAGCUGGAGGGUGCAAGCUUUUCAGGGUGGGUGAGACGAGCCGUGGUUGGUGGUGAGCUGAAGGCAGGCUGUGAGCGGGAGCUUGGGAUGGGCAGCUGACAGCAAUGGCUCAACCCGGGUUCAUAGUUAAGAUUAUUUAGGAGAAAUGCCUAAACCUGUUUAGACCCAGUGUGGGAAGCACUGUGGGAAGUGAUCCAACACUGUUAACUCUCUGCCAGGCUCCCCCAGCUGUGUGGUUCUCCCCUGGUGUCUCCGUGCAUUCGGCUGUCCAUCCCCGUGCCCCCACACGGGCUCUUCAGUAAAGCAAAUACCUCAGGAAAACUCAACAUGAAGUUCUAGUGUAGAGACUUGCAGAUGCUGUACUUAUUUUUCUAAACUGUUUGUUCUAACUACGCCAGGACAGUAGGUGAUGUAGAAGUUUACCAGUCCGAGACAGACUCGUCCUCUCACGGAUGGAUACCGACUAAUCUUUCAUAGAUACUCGUGUCAUUUUGUAGCUUUUUUAAUACGUGUCAGGCUUUAACCACAGAUGGAAGGUAGCAACGUGAUGGGAUAUGUUUGAGAUGGCAUUUUGUUUGGAUUUUCAGAUGACUAGCGAAACGCUACGCUAAAACUCAGGGGGCCUUAUCUGGGGCCCGGUGAAGUCAAUGGUGAGGCUUCCUCUGGUUUGAGUGGGCUUUCGGUCUGGUCCAUCAUGCUUGAGGAUGGUGCCUUGGAGCGCAGUCCUUCCUGACUUCUCUGGUGACCUGACACUUCAGCUACACGUUUGUCUGUAAAUAUCUUUUUAAAAGCCCUCACAGGAGUCUUGUGUCUGAAUGUUGACCAUGGUUAUUUUCUUUUUUUGUUUUAAAGAAGCGUGUCAGUUUUUAUGGCCAGUUCUGCAUCAUCAAGCCCUUACAGGUCGCUUGUGUCCCUCCCUCUGUAUACAGAGCUGUUUUAUCCGUAAGCACGUACCAUAGGGAAAUGCGCAUAUUUCAUGAUAGCCAUUAGUUAACUCAUUUAUUAUUUGUCAGGACAUAAAGUAAUUGUUUUGGAAGUAUGCCUUGCCUGGCCACGUUCACGUUUCUGUUUGCACUGCAGUACCACUUCUGUGCAUGAAGGAAGAAGAACAAACAAAAAACCCCAGGCCUUGACUAGGAAGGCUCUACAGAGUAAACCUCCUGCUGGAGGAAUCUAGGGUAGGAUUUAUCAUAACAAAACUUGCAUAUUGAGUGGACCAAACAUGAGCAUGUCUCCUUUUAGAGGCACUAAUUUGCUUUGAAGCUGUAGUGGAAAGAGCAGACUGUCUAUUACGUGUACUCACAGCUGCGUUCAUGCUUUUCCAUUUACCACGAAGCACAGCAGGCAGCCAAGAUUUUUAAAGAAAUAUAAGCAGAAGUUACAAGGGCCUCAGGCAUCGUAGACCUGGAAAGCAAAAAUAAUAAUAGUAAUAAAAAUAACUUUAAUAUGCUUUAACAAAGCUUUUCUACUUACAGUACAAAGACCACAUUAGCGUCGAUAGGGGUUUUAUCUUUGUAUGGCUAUCAGCUGCCCGACGCUGCUGUGCUCAGAGCAUUUCACGUUGGUAUGUACAUCAGUCAGGCUGUUACACUUAAAAUUAACCAUCAAAUACCUGGUUUUAGAGCAUUGACCCUUUCUUUGUUGUUUCUUGCUAGUUAUUUUACAGUGUAAAAUGCUUUAUUGCUAUAUGGAUUUUUUUUUGUAUUUCCGACAUUGUGGCUUCCAAGAUCAUGUUUUCAACACGUCUCUUAUUUUUGUCCAUUUUGUUUCAAGCUAUUCUGAAAUAUGUACAGCACUAUCAACAAUAUUUAAUCUUUCUUUUAAAUUUUAUUGUUGUAAAAACAAAGCUAUUAAAAGCAGUAAGUCUUUUUACAACUGUAUUGGAAUUUCUCAGUAGCUGUUCAUGUGACGCUAUGACAAACCUGGCUUGCUUUAAUUUUUUUAAAAUUUUAUUUUCCUUUUAACACAAUUAGUUUGUUGCUUUUUUUCCACAGUAACUCCCAGUUAUAUACAGGAAAAGAUUUCAACUGUUGUGUAUCUGACUCUUUUAAUUGAGCAAAUGGUGAUGUCCUAGUUUUUAGACCUAAGGUCUGUUUAUUGCAAUACUUUUAAAGGAAGAUGUUGCUCUAAGUGCUGUUGUUAGUUUUAAAUACAGAUUUUAUGCUUGUUCUUAAUAUGCUGUGGUUAAACCAUGGCACAAAAUUAUUAAAAAUCAUGAAAUGCA